Molecule: messenger RNA, 3867 nt
Organism: Plasmodium knowlesi strain H
Lineage: Eukaryota; Apicomplexa; Aconoidasida; Haemosporida; Plasmodiidae
Product: SICAvar, type I (fragment)
Exons: 7
Source: RefSeq, a predicted model, not a curated record
GGUAAACCGUGUGAGCAGACUGACUUAUGUGAGCGCAUAGAUUGUAUUAGGAAGAAGUGGGGAGUAAAUAGACGGCAGGGGUCGAAUGUUGGCUGGAAUGCGGUAAUUAAUGGGUCCGCCUGGCUCUCGGGGUCACUUCUGAAUGACAUGAAGAGUAAAUCGGAACAAGGAGAGGUUGACACAUAUUGCACUGUUGACAAAGACGGCGCCCACUGGGAGGAGGGCGCUGCCGGCGAAGCUAACAGAACUGCAUGCAAGAUGAUUGCGGCAGGUUUAAAGAACAUUUCGAGUAUUCAGUUGAACUAUAAGAAUGUACCGGGGGCGAAUGAUAAUAAUGAAAACCCCUUCGAUCACCAGGAAUUUAGGCAACUCGCCUCUUGCUUAUUGUUGAAAGAGGUUGCAAAGAAAAUGAUAAAACAGAGCCCCAUUUGCGACAUAAGCAAAGGGAUAGAGAGGGCAUUCCAAUCUGCGGGCACCAUGAAAACCCAACAUUGCAUAAAAGAACCAUGUUUCGUGUGUAAUUGGGAGGAUAAGGAAAAAUAUGGUCAUUGCAAAAAGGAUAACGGCCCGACUGAAAUGAAGACCCACUUAGAGACAUGGCUCCAGAAGAAAAGCAAGGAACUUAAGGACGCUCUCUCCAAAAUAACUGAUAUCGACGGAAACAAGGGCACUCUAUGCAGAAGAUUACAAUGUUUAUCAUCAAAAGUAGAAGCACUUAAAGGACAACAGGGACAACCCCAAUACAAUGCGGAAAACUUCUGGAAGAAGGAUGAUGGCGAAGUCGCCACAUUAUGGAAAGAAUUGGCAGAUGCCAUGAAGAAGAGUAAUGGAGCAGGGAACAGCGAUUGCAAUCAAAUGGAUGAUGGCACUCCCAAUGGUCAGAGGGAUGCCACUAACCCUGAAAAGAAGGCAUGCAACUAUUUGCAUGCCGGUCUAAAGAAACUGUACGAAGAUACGGCGUCGACGGGGUCGACGCCGUCCGUAGCCAACGACAAAAUCUUGGAUAAGAACCCACUGUUGAGACAAACAGUGGGUUGUUUAUUACUUAAUGCUUAUGCAAAGAAAAUGAAAGGCGAAGCUAAAUGUUUAGUUGAAUCAGGAAUAAAGAAGGCUUUCGGAACUUAUAGCAGAGGUCUAAUUACUAAUGGUAGUUGCAAUGUCACGGAACCAUGUGUUCCGUGUCAUUGGCAAGAAAACAUCCUUGAAAGUUGCGAAAUUAACGUCAAUGGCAAGAAGGAGAAUGCAAAAGACAAAUUAACACAAGUUCAGGACAAAAUUACCGAAACCUCCACUGAGACCCUAACGAAAAUAAAUGAAAUGAAGAACUUAUGCGAUUACAUUAAAUGUGCCGCACCUAAUUGGUUCAAAAGCAAACUGCCCACAACCGCGAAUGGAGUUGGCGUUAGUAGUACUACUCCCACCACGACUUGGUGUGACUUUUGGGGGGAUAAAGGCGUCAAAACAACACUGACGAAGAUGUUCACAGAAAUUCGGACGAAUGGAACAAGAAACAAUAUUGCUGUAUGCACCAUUUUUGGUGAUGGAAAUCCACAAAGUGUUGAAAGAAAAGCAUGUAAUCAUAUCGCGGCUGGUUUAAAAUACAUUAAGGACAUUAAUCCCAGUGCUACUGCCAAUCAGAACCCGUAUGAUGAUGAGAAGUUUUUUAAACAAAUUGUGAUGUGCGCAGCUCUUAACCUUUACGCAGAUAAAAUAAAAGCACAAACGGCCACAAGUUGUCCCAUUGAUGAAACAAGAAUAAAACAAAUGUUCCAGGAUUCGAAUACAAAUAUAAAUUCUUCUUGUGUGACCUUUGGUAGUAGUAAUAAAGGUUGUUUUCUUUGCUCAAGGCAAAACUCAGAAUUUAAUAAUUGCAAACUAAGUGUUGCAGAAACUUUGAUUAAAAAAACAUCACCGCCAACUGGAAAUUGCAAUACUGAUGCAAAAGACGCAGUCAAAGUCCAAGAUCAAAUGAACCAACUCCUCACACAGGAAUCCCAAAUGCAAACAACAUUAGAGAAAAUAAAUGAAAUGAACGAUUUCUGUACUCAACUUCAGUGUGCAGUAAAACAAUACGGCAAAAAAUCGUUAAGUAAAACAAAUGGACAAACAACAUCUUGGGAUGAAAUAAAGAGUGUUGUUGAGAACGAAUUAAAGGAACUUCUAAAGGAUAUUACGAAUGAAGAGAAAUGGGAAGACGUUGCCGCAGAUUGCGGCAAGGUCGGUUUGUCAGAAGACAACGACGGAGAAAUAACUGCUAAGAAAAAAGCUUGUAAGCUUUUUGCUUUAGGUUUAAAACACAUUUCUGAAAUUAAUAACAAAAACAACCAAGAGCAUGCUGUACCACUUAAAAAAACUAUGAUGUGCGCAGCACUUAAUCUUUAUGCUGAUCAAUUAAUAGACAGAGCAAAAGAACAAUGUCCUCUCGAUAAAAACAAAAUGGAACAGGCAAUAGAUCACGCUUUUAGUAAAAGUAGUAACAUUAUGGGGAUUGGAACAUCUUCAUGCGGAGUUGGUGCUAAUGGUGUCAGUUCUUGUUUUGAAUGCACAAGACAAAAAACUUUUCCCCCUUGCAAAAUUGGCAAGGAAGAAAUAAAGGACAAUAUGGACAACUUACUCAAACAACAUGACGAAACCAACUCCAAACCCAAAUCCACCACCCCUAACAUGGACAAAACACUAGACAAAAUUAAUAGUAAGGACACCUUUUGUACUGAACUCCAAUGCGCUAUGAAACAAUACCACAGAAAUAAAAACAAAAAUGGGGCAGAACCUGUAUCUUGGGAUGCCUUGAAGACUGACAUCGGAAAGGAAUUAAAUGAACUUUUAGAAUAUAUGACGAAUUCUGAGAAGCAGAAAACAGUUAUGGAAUACUGCAAAGACUACCAGUGGGACACUUUAGGCCAUAAACAAAGCAAAACAAAUAAAGCAGCUUGUUUGCUUUUUGCUUCAGGAUUAAAACACAUUUAUAACCAACAUAAUGGCAGUGUUAAGGGCCAGGUUAAGGGCCCAUCGUUUGGACAAACGAUGGGUUGUUUAUUUCUUAAGGAAUAUACAAAACAAUUAAAAGAAAUGGCAAAAGUGAAGAAACAAGGAAAUAGUUGGGUACAUCCUCUUUGUGACAUAGAUGAGGGCAUAAACCAUGCUUUCAAUCAAAGUAAAGACAUUAUGAAGAGUGUAUUAUCUGAAUGCAGCAGUGGUCCUAAUGCUAUUUCUUGUUUUGAAUGCAAAUUGGACAAAAACGAUUAUGAUAAUUGCAAAAUUGGCAAUGACGAAGUACAGGAGCAAGUUAAACCAUUGCUCGAAAAGAAGAGCGACUCAAUGCAAGAAACAUUAGAGAAUACAGUCUGUCCCAUCCUUCUUACGGAUCUUCUUACCCCCUUUCUUCCUUUGGCUCCUGUCUCUAUUGGCCUUUCUGCUAUGGCUUAUUACCUUUGGAAGUAUUUUGGUCCUCUUGGUAAAGGAGGAGCACGUUUCAGAAGAUCUCCUGCUGAAAUUCCUGGUUCAUCCGUACAAGAACAAGUCCUUGAUCAUGUGCAGCAAGAUAGUUCACAUGAAUAUCGAUUGGUGAAGGAACGAAAACCUCGUUCUGCUCCAACAAGAACAAAACGUUCUGGUCGCGUGAAUCGUCGAACGAUUAUUGAAAUUCAUUUUGAAGUGUUGGAUGAAUGUCAAAAAGGGGACACACAAUUGAACCAGAAGGAUUUUCUGGAACUUUUGGUUCAAGAGUUCAUGGGAUCCGAAUUAAUGGAAGAAGAACAGGUUCCUAAGGAAGACGUUCUUAUGGAACCUGUUCCUAUGGAACUUGUUCCUAUAGAAGAGGUUCCAAUGGAACGUGUUCCAAAUUUAGGUUCCGGGUUUAUGGUUUAG